This is a messenger RNA of Sinocyclocheilus anshuiensis, 2127 nucleotides long. Its product is annotated as protocadherin-18-like. The annotation marks the transcript as partial. The transcript has a single exon. Gene Ontology annotation, molecular function: calcium ion binding. Gene Ontology annotation, cellular component: plasma membrane. Lineage: Eukaryota; Metazoa; Chordata; Actinopteri; Cypriniformes; Cyprinidae. The record is from RefSeq and is a predicted model, not a curated record. Gene Ontology annotation, biological process: homophilic cell-cell adhesion.
GUGCGCGACCAGGAUGGAGAGAUCAGCAUCAGGACCAAAAUAGACCGCGAGAAACUGUGCGAGAAGAAUCUCAACUGCACUAUCGAAUUUGACGUCCUCACCCUCCCCACGGAGCACCUACAGCUGUUCCACAUCGACGUGGAAAUUCUGGACAUUAACGACAAUGCGCCACAGUUCGCCCGCCCCGUCAUUCCCAUAGAGAUCUCCGAAACCGCCGCCGUGGGGACGCGCAUUCCCCUUGACAGCGCCAUCGAUCCAGACGUCGGGGAGAACUCUCUGAACACAUACUCUCUGACUCCGUCUGAUUUUUUUAUGAUUGAUAUUCUAACCAGAACCGAUGGCGCCAAGUACGCGGAGCUCGUUGUGCUUAAAGAGCUGGAUAGAGAGGUACGAGCGAGCUAUGAACUCCAGCUUACCGCCUCAGACAGGGGCGUUCCCCCAAAAUUUGGAACAACGCUCCUGAAAAUCAGCAUAGCUGACUCUAACGACAACAAUCCUGUGUUUGAGAAGCCAUCUUAUGUGAUCAACUUGCUUGAAAAUUCUCCUUUAGGCAGUUUGCUUAUUGAUCUGAAUGCCACUGACCCAGAUGAAGGGACCAAUGGGAAAAUCGUAUAUUCUUUUAGCAGUCACGUGUCACCUAACAUUUUAGAGACUUUCAAGAUUAAUUCUGAUAAUGGUCAUUUGACACUGAUGAGGAAAGUUGACUUUGAAAGCACAAAUUCGUAUGACAUAGAUGUUCAAGCUCAAGACAUGGGUCCCAAUUCAAUGCCAGCACAUUGUAAAGUCAUAAUAAAAGUGGUGGAUUUGAAUGACAACAAGCCUGACAUUAGUAUCAAUUUGAUGUCCACUGGGAAUGAGGAGAUAGCUUAUAUAUCAGAGACAGCUCCUGUAGAUACAUUUGUGGCUCUGGUGAGGGUGGAUGACCUGGACUCUGGGUUGAAUGGAGAGGUGGAGUGCCGUCUCCACGGCCAAGGUCAUUUCAGGCUGCAAAAGACAUAUGAGAAGAACUACAUGAUCCUUACAAAUGUCAGUUUAGACCGAGAGAAGAGGUCCGAGUUCAGCUUGACUGUUAUAGCUGAAGACAAAGGCUCUCCAAGUCUGUCUACCAUCAAACACUUCACUGUGCAGGUCCAGGAUGAGAAUGACAACACGCCAAAGUUUGAGAAGGGCAGGUAUGAGAUUUCCAAGGCAGAGAACAACUCACCAGGAGCUUAUCUGUCAUCUGUGAGGGCCUCAGAUCCAGACCUGGGCCCGAAUGGUCAAGUGAGCUACUCUAUACUUGAAUGUACAGUCCAUGGGAGCUCCAUCUCCACUUACGUCACCAUUGACCCAUCUAAUGGAAACAUUUAUGCGUUACGUACCUUUGAUCGUGAAGAUGUGAGUCAGAUCUCGUUCUUAGUCCAGGCCCGGGAUUCUGGAAGUCCUCCACUGCGUAGUAAUGUGACCGUUGUGUUGACCGUCUUGGACGAGAACGACAACAGACCGGUCAUCACAAUGCCUCAGCUGUGGAACCACACGGUUGAUGUUCCAGUAUCCAAAUACGCAGAGGUCGGUGACGUGUUAACUAUUGUCCAUGCGAUAGACUAUGAUGCCGGCUCCAAUAGUGACCUUUCGUGUUCUGUAGUAGGGGGCAAUGAGGCAGGUUACUUCGCUAUGGAUGCUAAAACAUGUGAAAUUCGGACCAACGUCAGCAUGCAGGACAUUCCACAGGAUCACGUGGAGCUGACCAUCCUAGUGCAGGACCAUGGUGCUCAACCCCUCAGCGCCAGAGCCCUACUGAGACUUUCGCUUUAUGAAAACAUUGAGAACCACAUGAACCCCCAUCUGACAGGUGGAGGAAGUGGAGAUGGCCCUCUAGAUGUGUCCAUGAUCAUCAUCAUCUCCCUUAGUGCGAUCUGCGCCGUUCUGCUUCUCAUCAUGGUGGCCUUUGCCCUCCGCUGCUCACGUGAAAAGAAGGACACUCGCUCAUACAACUGCAGGGUGGCUGAGUCUACUUACCAACAGCACCCUAAAAAGCCCUCACGGCAUAUCCACAAGGGCGACAUCACCCUGGUGCCCACCGUCAACGGGACGCUCCCAAUCCGGGCACACCAUCACUCACCAACCUCCUCGCCCGGACCUGAACGG